UUGGUCACUCCGUUUAUUGGCAUACACUUGAGAAAUGAUGGGGAUUGGGUUAGUGAGGAUUUAGAAUUUUUUGGGAAAAGAUUUCAGAUUUUUUAUGGAACGUUGAAAUUUGGUUCUGGAAUUUCGAUUAUUUAAAAAUUGUAUUCCUGAAUCUGCGAUAUCACAUUGAUAAAUUAAAACUCAUACGUUUUUUUGUUAGGCCAGAGUAUGUGAACACCUCGACGUCGAAAAAAAUCGACCAAUAUUCGCAUCCGAACAAUGUUUGGGAGAAAAUCAUCACCGAGGAACAAUAACCAAAGAAAUAUGCGCGGCAAGCAAGCAAACAAUUCUGAAUCAAAUUAUUGAUCAAGUCGGAAAAAUUGGCGCCAAAUCUGUAUUUGUUGCAAGUGAUAAAGAUCAUAUGAUUGAUGAGAUCAAUGAGGCAUUAAAGCCAUAUGAGGUAUUGUGAUUUUAUUUUAAUUUUAAUUUUUAUUCAUAGAAUUUUCAGAUCACAGCAAUCCGCCAAGCUCAAGAUGACCCCUACAUUUCUCUAGCCAUUCUCGCUAGAUCCGAUUUAUUUAUUGGAAACUGUGUUUCUACAUUUUCACACAUCGUCAAACGGGAUCGCGAUUAUACAACAAGUAAACCAAGACCUUCCGAUUUUUUCGGAAUCGUUUCUGAAAAACGAAAAAUUGAACUGUAG
Caenorhabditis angaria is the source of this 682-nucleotide messenger RNA. Lineage: Eukaryota; Metazoa; Nematoda; Chromadorea; Rhabditida; Rhabditidae. The record is from the annotation of a GenBank genome assembly.